Molecule: messenger RNA, 1458 nt
Organism: Didymella exigua CBS 183.55
Lineage: Eukaryota; Fungi; Ascomycota; Dothideomycetes; Pleosporales; Didymellaceae
Exons: 3
Coding region: 260-1369 (369 amino acids)
Source: RefSeq, a predicted model, not a curated record
CCGAAUUCGGCAAUGAUUUUGAUGUGUAACUUGAGACCAGGCAUGUUCAAGAUUCUAACAAGGCACUGUGACGUUUGAUCACCCUCAGACCAAUCGUUAUGGGGUGUGGUGACGUAAAGCGGCUGAUUCGAAGCUCAAUGUGGGGUCGACACCUCAAGGCCGAUACAAGCUUUCGUAGCUUCUACAACUCAAGCAACAAAUUCCUUGAACUCUCAUCUUGUCCACCAACUUCAAAACUCACAUAUACACAUCACACACAAUGUCUUACAACGAUUCCUACGGCGGCGGAGGCAGUGAGCGCCGCAACGAAGGCUACGGGCGCGAUGACGAUGGCCGCCAGGAAGGCCACGGCGGUGGCCGUGACGACAGACGUCAAGAGAGCAGCUAUGGAGGCCGCCAGGAAGGUGGCGGUCGUCAAGAAGGAGGAUACGGUGGCGGUGACAACGGUGGAUACGGCCAAGAAGGCCGUCAGGGCGGAGGCUAUGGCAACGACCGCCCCUCCGGUGGCAACGGAGGCUAUCGACGCGAUGAACAGGAGGGCGGAUACAGUGGAGGUAGUAGCCAUGGCAGUGAACGUCCCAGUGGCGGCAAUGGUGGCUACGGCCAAGACGAGCGCCGUCACGAGGGAGGUGGCUACGGUGGAGGUGGCCAGGACGAUUCAUACGGCGGACGUCCUAGCGGAGGACAAGGCUAUGGCGACAACGACAAGCCUUCAGGUAGCUCCGGCGGAGGCAACGGAGGCUACGGCCAGAGCCAGAGCUCAUCAGGAGGCUAUGGUGGCAGCUCUAGCAACCACGGUGGCCAGCACUCGUCUGGCACUUCAUACGGCGGCGGUGGUGGCUACGGAGGCGGCUCAGACGAGUUUGGCGAGGCGGCUCACCACGCUCAGCAAGAUGCCGGCUCUUCAGGAGACUCGAGCCUCUUCGGUGCUGUCCUUGGCCAGCUCUCUGGUAACAAGCAGAAACUCCAGAAUGAGGGCAUCGAUGAAGAUGAUGCGGUCCAGCAGCACCAGAAGUUCUACGGCAAUCAGCAGGACGGCAACCACCAGGCCACUUCGAACAAUGUUGGCGCUGCUGCUGCCAUGCAGGCCAUGAAGAUGUUCAGUGGUGCCAGCAGCGAGCAGGCUUCAGGAGGCCAGAACAAAUUCAUUGGCCUGGCCAUGUCCCAAGCCGCGCAGCUGUUUGACAAGCAGCAGAGCCAGGGCAAGACAGAUCCCAGUGCUACUAAGCAGGAUGCUGUCGCUCAGGCUGCACAGAUGGCCCUCAAGUUCUAUAUGAAGAGCGAAAUGGGCGGAGGCGGUGCCUCUGGCGGUAGCUCUGGCGGAGGUCUCGGUGGUCUGCUGAGCAUGGCCAGCAAGUUCAUGAAGUAAAGUCUUGCUCGGUGUUGAAAAGUAGAUAGACGACCAUGAUCACCAUUGCAUAUCUCAUAUAUUGUUGUCCUCAUCAAACUGCAAGCACG